Molecule: messenger RNA, 819 nt
Organism: Rhagoletis pomonella (apple maggot)
Lineage: Eukaryota; Metazoa; Arthropoda; Insecta; Diptera; Tephritidae
Gene: Bin1
Product: histone deacetylase complex subunit SAP18
Exons: 2
Coding region: 134-583 (149 amino acids)
Biological process (GO): negative regulation of DNA-templated transcription
Cellular component (GO): nucleus
Molecular function (GO): transcription corepressor activity; transcription factor binding
Source: RefSeq, a predicted model, not a curated record
AUUAUUAAAUGUCAGAAAUUGCAUUUAUCGUGUUUAGCUGAAGUUUUUUGUGGGCUCGAAAGAUUCUUGAUUAUUUCAAUAAAAGUGAUUACUGGUAAUAGUCAAAGACACAAAACUUUAAAAAACAACAGCCAUGGCAAAUGUGGAGUCAAUGAUUGUUGAAGAAAAGUCGCACAUAAAGCCCAUAGAUCGUGAGAAGACAUGUCCACUACUGCUGCGUGUUUUCUGCUCCACCGGCCGCCAUCAUUCCGUAUCUGAGUACAUGUACGGCAAUGUGCCGAGCAACGAAUUACAAAUUUAUACCUGGCAAGAUGCUACUCUUCACGAGCUAACCUCCCUAGUGCGCGAUGUUAAUCCUGAUACCCGCAAAAAGGGUACUUACUUUGAUUUUGCCAUAGUUUAUCCAAACUUCCGUAAUAAUCACUACCAAAUGCGUGAAAUUGGUGUAACCUGCACAGGUCAAAAAGGCGCUGAUGAUACCAAGACAUUGGCGCAAGCUAAAUUCUGCAUUGGCGACUUUUUAGACAUAUCCAUCACCCCGCCCAAUCGUUUACCUCCUAUACGCCGUAACCGACCGUAUUAGCUUGCACUAUAAGAGCGCUGUUUACGUCGCUUAAAUGCUGGGAACAAAGGCCGAUUUUACAUUUAAGGUACCUUACUUAGCGGUUUUUUAAUUUUCAAUAAAUCGUUCUUUUAAUAUUUUAUAUGAAAUUAGAUUGUACACGCUCUUGAUGUACAUACAUUCAUGUAUCAUUUUAGCAUUUGUACUUAGACAAAGGCUAUGCAGAGAAAAUACAAUAAAAUACAAAUUACAACAAA